Molecule: messenger RNA, 7898 nt
Organism: Morone saxatilis (striped sea-bass)
Lineage: Eukaryota; Metazoa; Chordata; Actinopteri; Moronidae
Gene: tln2b
Product: talin 2b
Exons: 57
Coding region: 171-7895 (2574 amino acids)
Biological process (GO): cell-cell adhesion
Cellular component (GO): cytoskeleton; focal adhesion; plasma membrane
Molecular function (GO): structural constituent of cytoskeleton; integrin binding; actin filament binding
Source: RefSeq, a predicted model, not a curated record
UCACUGGCAGGGGGUCUCCCAGGAACGCCACAGGAGCCAGAGGUCAAUGACAGUGGGGCAGAGAUCCUAGUGAUUGAGCCAUUUGCCAUCGAUCUGCAUCAAUGAUACAUCACAGCCAAAUACAUCUGAGUGGUGUAUAGGUCGGCGAGACCGUUAUACUACCCAGCAAGAUGGUGGCUUUGUCGCUGAAGAUCUGUGUCCGCCAGUGCAAUGUGGUGAAAACGAUGCAGUUUGAACCAUCCACGCCUGUGUACGAUGCCUGCAGGAUCAUCAGAGAGAGAGUACCAGAAGCUCAGACAGGACAAGCUUCAGAUUAUGGCCUCUUCCUGUCUGACGAUGAUCCCAGGAAAGGAAUCUGGCUUGAAUCUGGAAGAACCCUGGAUUACUACAUGCUGCGAAAUGGAGAUGUCUUGGAGUAUAAGAAGAAACAAAGGCCCCAAAAGAUCAAAAUGCUGGACGGUGCAGUUAAAACCAUCAUGGUGGAUGACUCAAAAACAGUUGGGGAGCUGCUUGUCACCAUAUGCAGCAGAAUAGGAAUCACCAACUAUGAGGAGUACUCCCUGAUUCAAGAGGUGACGGAGGAAAAGAAGGAGGAUGGAAUGGGGACACUGAAGAAAGACCGAACGCUGCUGCUACGAGAUGAGCGGAAGAUGGAAAAGCUUAAAGCCAAACUCCACACGGAUGAUGACUUGAACUGGCUGGACCACAGCAGGACAUUCAGAGAGCAGGGAGUGGAAGAAAGCGAGACUCUGCUGCUCAGGCGCAAGUUCUUCUAUUCGGACCAGAACGUGGACUCGAGGGACCCUGUCCAGCUAAACCUGCUCUAUGUUCAGGCAAGGGAUGAUAUAUUGAAUGGAUCCCACCCUGUCUCCUUUGAUAAGGCCUGUGAGUUUGCAGGGAUCCAGGCUCAGAUCCAGUUCGGACCCCACGCGGAGCACAAACACAAGCCCGGAUUCCUGGACCUGAAGGAGUUCCUACCAAAAGAGUACAUCAAGCAGAGAGGGUCCGAGAAGAAAAUAUUCCAAGAACAUAAAAACUGUGGAGAGAUGACGGAGAUUGAGGCAAAAGUAAAGUAUGUGAAGCUCGCCAGGUCCCUGCAGACAUAUGGAGUUUCCUUCUUCCUGGUGAAGGAAAAGAUGAAGGGUAAAAAUAAACUGGUCCCGCGGCUGCUGGGGAUAACCAAGGAGUCAGUGAUGCGAGUGGAAGAGAAGACGAAGGAUGUGGUGCAGGAGUGGCCUCUGACAACUGUCAAGAGAUGGGCUGCCUCCCCCAAAAGCUUCACCCUGGAUUUCGGAGAGUACCAGGAGAGUUACUACUCUGUCCAGACUACAGAGGGAGAGCAGAUAUCCCAACUUAUUGCUGGAUACAUUGAUAUCAUUCUUAAGAAGAAGCAGAGUAAGGAUCGCUUUGGCCUUGAGGGAGACGAGGAAUCCACCAUGCUGGAGGAAUCGGUAUCCCCUAAGAAGUCCACAAUUUUGCAGCAGCAGUUUAAUCGGGUCGGUCGUGUGGAGCAUGGCUCAGUAGCACUUCCGGGCAUAAUUCGGUCUGGGUCUAUUGGUGGCCCUGACACCUUCAAUGUGGGCACUAUGCCCUCUGCUCAGCAGCAAAUCACCACAGGGCAGAUGCACAGAGGACACAUGCCCCCACUGAGUCUAGCUCAGCAGGCCCUGAUGGGGACCAUCAACAGCAGUAUGCAGGCUGUGCAGCAGGCUCAGGCUGACCUGGGAUAUGUAGAUAAUCUGCCUCCCCUGGGCCACGACUUGGCAUCCAGGGUUUGGGUUCAGAACAAAGUGGAUGAAUCCAAACAUGAAAUCCACUCUCAAGUUGAUGCCAUCACUGCUGGAACAGCAUCUGUGGUCAAUCUCACAGCAGGUGAGCCCACAGAAACUGACUACACAGCAGUAGGCUGCGCCAUCACCACCAUUUCCUCCAACCUCACGGAAAUGUCUAAGGGUGUUAAGCUGCUAGCGGCGUUAAUGGACGAUGAGGUGGGCAGUGGACACAAGCUCAUGGGUGCUGCCAGGAUGCUGGCAGGAGCUGUGUCAGAUCUUCUCAGAUCUGUUGAGCCUGCAGCCGCUGAGCCCAGACAGACGGUGCUUACUGCGGCAGGAAGCAUCGGACAGGCCAGCGGGGACCUCCUCCGUCACAUGGGGGAGGGCGAGACCGAUGAGAAGUUCCAGGACACCCUGAUGAAUCUGGCCAAAGCAGUCGCCAAUGCAGCUGCUAUGUUGGUCCUGAAGGCCAAGAACGUGGCCCAGGUAGCUGAGGACACCAUAUUGCAGAACCGGGUGAUUGCAGCUGCCACUCAGUGUGCCCUGUCCACCUCACAGCUGGUAGCCUGCACCAAGGUGGUAAGCCCAACCAUCAGCUCCCCAGUGUGUCAGGAGCAGCUUGUCGAGGCAGGGAAGCUGGUGGACCGCUCUGUGGAAACCUGUGUCAAGGCUUGCCGGUCGGCCAGCGACGAUGGCGAGCUGCUGAAGCAAGUCGGGGCAGCAGCUGGUGUGGUGAGCCAGGCCCUCACUGACCUGCUGCAGCAUGUCCGCCAUUAUGCCAGCUGUGGGGAGCCCAUUGGACGUUACGACCAGGCCACAGACACAAUCAUGAACGUGACAGAAAACAUUUUCACUUCAAUGGGUGAUGCUGGUGAGAUGGUGCGUCAGGCCAGAGUGUUGGCCCAGGCCACCUCUGACUUGGUCAAUGCCAUGAGAUCUGAUGCAGAGGCCGAAGUUGAUGUUGACAACUCCAAGAAACUGCUGGCUGCAGCCAAACUCCUGGCUGAUGCCACAGCUAGGAUGGUGGAGGCUGCUAAGGGGGCGGCUGCCUACCCAGAGAAUGAGGACCAGCAGCAGAGGCUCAGAGAGGCAGCUGAGGGGCUACGUGUAGCCACUAAUGCUGCAGCUCAGAAUGCCAUUAAGAAAAAACUGGUCAACAGGCUGGAGAUAGCUGCUAAGCAGGCAGCGGCUGCAGCUACUCAGACCAUCGCAGCUGCUCAAAAUGCUGCUGCCUCCAACAAAAAUACUGUCUCACACCAACAGCUAGUACACAGCUGCAAGGCAGUAGCAGAUAGCAUUCCCCAGUUGGUGCAGGGGAUGAGGAGCAGCCAAGCACAGCCAGAGGAACUUGGUGCCCAGCUUGCCCUCAUAAUGGCUAGCCAGAGCUUCUUACAGCCUGGAAGUAAGAUGGUGACGUCUGCAAAGUCAGCAGUUCCAACGGUGGCUGACCAGGCUGCUGCUAUGCAACUGGGCCAGUGUGCCAAGAACUUGGCUACCUGCCUGGCUGAGCUCAGGACUGCCACCCAGAAGGCCCAUGAAGCCUGUGGUCCUCUGGAGAUCGAUUCAGCCCUCAAAACUGUACAGACACUCAAGUGUGAGCUUCAGGAUGCCAAGAUGUCUGUCAUUGAUGGCCAACUCAAACCUCUUCCCGGGGAAACGCUGGAGAAGUGUGCUCAGGAUUUAGGAAGUACAUCUAAGGCUGUGGGCUCCUCCAUGGCCCAGUUGCUGACAUGUGCUGCACAAGGCAAUGAACAUUAUACAGGUGUGGCUGCCAGAGAAACAGCACAGGCUUUAAGGACAUUGGCUCAGGCAGCCAGAGGAGUGGCAGCCAGCACCAGGGAGCCCCAGGCUGCAGCUGCAAUGCUGGACUCAGCCCAGUAUGUCAUGGAGGGCUCGGCCAUGCUGAUCCAUGAAGCCCAUCAGGCCCUGGUUCAUCCAGGAGAUGCUGAGAGUCAGCAGAGACUGGCACAGGUGGCCAAAGCAGUGUCGCACUCCCUGAAUAAUUGUGUGAACUGCCUGCCAGGCCAGAAGGAUGUUGACAUGGCCCUCAGGAGCAUCGGAGAGGCCAGUAAGAAGCUGCUGGUGGACAUUCUCCCUCCCUGCAUUAAGACAUUCCAGGAGGCCCAGACUGAUCUGAACCACACAGCAGCUGAACUCAACCACUCUGCAGGCGAGGUCGUCCACUCCUCUCGUGGAACGAGCAGCCAGCUGGCUGCGGCCUCUGGGAAGUUCAGCCAAGACUUUGAUGAGUUCCUGGAUGCUGGCAUUGAGAUGGCAGGACACACCCAAAGCCAGGACGACCAGAUCCAAGUCAUUGGUAAUCUGAAGAACAUCUCCAUGGCGUCCAGUAAGCUGCUGCUGGCUGCCAAGUCUCUGUCUGUGGAUCCAGGUGCUGCCAACGCCAAAAAUCUUCUAGCUGUGGCAGCAAGGGCAGUGACAGAGAGUAUUAACCAGCUGAUCACGCUCUGUACCCAGCAAGCAGCAGGACAAAAGGAGUGUGACAACGCCUUGAGGGAGUUGGAGGCUGUCAGAGGCCUCCUAGAUAAUCCCAAUGAGCCUGUCAGCGAACUCUCCUACUUUGACUGCAUCGAGAGCGUCAUGGAGAAUUCAAAGGUCCUAGGAGAGUCAAUGGCAGGCAUUUCUCAGCACUGUAAGACAGGUGAUGUGGCAGCCUUCGGGGAGAGCGUAGGUGUGGCGUCCAAAGCUCUGUGUGGGCUGACGGAGGCUGCAGGACAGGCCUCUUAUCUUGUAGGUGUGUCUGAUCCCAACAGUCAGUCAGGCCAUGAGGGGCUGGUGGAUCCCAUCCAGUUUGCAAGGGCCCACCAGGCUAUACAGAUGGCUUGUCAGAACUUAGUGGACCCAGCCAGCAGUCCAUCACAGGUCUUGUCUGCAGCAACAAUUGUAGCGAAGCACACCUCAGCUCUCUGUAACGCCUGCCGCCUGGCCUCCUCUAAGACAUCCAACCCUGUGGCUAGGAGGCAGUUUGUCCAGUCAGCCAAAGAGGUGGCCAACACCACAGCCAACCUUGUCAAAACCAUCAAGGUCAACUCCCCAACCGAUCAAAACGCUUUAGAUGGGGAUUUUUCAGAAGACAACAGAAAUAGGUGCCGCGUUGCUACGACCCCACUUCUUGAGGCUGUAGAAAACCUGUCAACAUUUGCCAAUAACCCUGAGUUUGCGAGCAUCCCAGCUCAGAUCAGCAAUGAGGGCUCUGCAGCUCAGGAGCCUAUUGUGCGUUCAGCCCGCUCCAUGCUUGAUAGCUCCACUUACCUUUUGGAAACAGCCCGAUCACUGGUCCUCAACCCCAAAGAUCCUCCCACGUGGUCCAUACUAGCUGGUCACUCCAGAACCGUUUCUGAUUCCAUCAAGAGCCUCAUCACCUCCAUCAGGGACAAGGCACCAGGGCAGAGGGAGUGCGAUUACUCCAUUGAUAACAUCAAUAAGUGUAUCCGGGACAUUGAGCAAGCUUCCCUAGCUGCAGUUGGACAGACCUUGCCCUGCAGAGAUGAUAUCUCCAUGGAAGCACUCCAGGAGCAGCUGACAUCCUCUGUGCAGGAGAUUGGGCAUCUGAUUGAUCCUGUCUCCACAGCGGCCCGAGGCGAAGCUGCCCAACUAGGACACAAGGUGACCCAGCUGGCCAGUUACUUCGAUCCACUCAUUGUGGCAUCGGUGGGUCUGGCCUCUAAGCUGCACGACCACCAGCAGCAGAUGACCAUCCUAGACCAGACCAAGACCCUGUCUGAGUCUGCCCUGCAGAUGCUUUAUGCUGCUAAGGAAGGAGGGGGAAACCCAAAGGCGUCCCACACACACGAUGCCAUCUCUGAAGCAGCCCAGCUGAUGAAGGAGGCUGUGGACGACAUCAUGGUGACUCUGAAUGAGGCAGCCAGUGAGGGAGGCAUGGUUGGAGGCAUGGUAGAGUCCAUUGCUGAGGCCAUGGGCAGGGUUGAUGAAGGAACUCCUCCUGAACCUGAGGGUUCCUUUGUGGACUACCAGACCACCAUGGUGAAGUUCUCCAAGGCCAUUGCCAUCACUGCACAGGAGAUGAUGACUAAAUCGGUAACCUGCCCUGAAGAGCUCGGUGGCCUUGCUUCUCAGGUGACUGUUGACUAUGGACAGCUAGCACACCAAGGACGCCUUGCUGCUGCGACUGCAGAGCCAGAAGAGGUUGGCUUCCAGAUAAAGACACGGGUGCAAGAGCUGGGCCACGGCUGUAUCUAUCUGGUCCAGAAAGCUGGAGCCCUACAGCUCAGCCCCACUGACAGCUUUUCCAAAAGGGAGCUCAUCGAGUGUGCUCGCGCAGUCACAGAGAAGGUGUCCUUGGUACUGUCAGCACUGCAGGCGGGUAACAAAGGAACCCAGGCUUGUAUCACAGCAGCCAGCGCUGUUUCUGGCAUCAUUGCUGACCUGGACACCACCAUCAUGUUCGCCUCAGCUGGAACACUGAACCCUGAGAAUGAAGAGUCUUUUGCUGACCACAGGGAGAGCAUCUUGAAGACAGCCAAGGCGCUGGUGGAGGACACCAAGCUGCUGGUUGCUGGAGCUGCGUCCAGCCAGGAGAAACUGGCCCAGGCUGCCCAGUCUUCAGCCAAGACCAUCACCCAGCUCACUGAGGUGGUCAAACUGGGAGCGACCAGCAUGGGCUCUGAGGACCCAGAGACACAGGUGGUUCUGAUAAACGCAGUGCGGGAUGUGGCCAAGGCUCUGGCUGAACUCAUCGGUGCCACCAAAUGUGCUGCCGGCAAGCCUGCUGACGACCCGUCCAUGUAUCAGCUUAAGAGCGCCGCCAAGGUCAUGGUGACCAACGUGACGUCUCUUCUAAAAACAGUGAAGGCAGUGGAAGAUGAAGCGACUCGCGGGACAAGGGCACUGGAGGCCACCAUUGAGUGCAUCAAGCAAGAGCUGACAGUGUUCCAUUCCAAGGACGUCCCAGACAAGUCCACCACACCCGAGGAGUUCAUCCGCAUGACAAAGGGCAUCACCAUAGCAACAGCCAAGGCAGUGGCUGCAGGCAACUCUGCUCAGCAGGAGGAUGUGAUCGCCACUGCCAACCUAAGCCGCAAAGCCAUCUCCGAUAUGCUGACUACCUGCAAGGUGCUAAUCCACACCGCCCUGCCAGAACAGGCCUCACACAGACAUCACCAGGCUGCCAGAGAACAUCAAGCAGCUUUCCACCCAGAAGUGAACGAGGAACUGAGAAGCAAGGCCCUGCAGUACAGCUCUGAGUGCACCACCGGAUACAUCAACCUUCUGGAGCAAGUGCUGCAGGUGCUGCACAAGCCCAUGCCCGAGCAGAAGCAGCAGCUGGCCAUACACUCAAAGCAUGUGGCAGCGUGUGUGACAGAGCUCGUCCAGACAGCUGAGGCCAUGAAGGGAUCAGAGUGUGUGGACCCCGAGGACCCCACUGUCAUUGCCGAGACCGAACUCCUCGGAGCAGCAGCGUCCAUUGAAGCUGCAGCCAAGAAACUAGAGCAGCUGAAACCCAGAGCCAAGCCCAAGCAGGCAGAUGAGACCCUGGACUUUGAGGAGCAGAUAUUAGAAGCAGCAAAGUCCAUCGCUGCAGCAACUAGUGCUCUUGUUAAAUCUGCAUCAGCCGCUCAGAGAGAGCUGGUGGCACAAGGCAAGGUUGGAUCCAAUCUAGCCAAUGCGGUAGAUGACGGCCAGUGGUCCCAGGGUCUCAUAUCAGCUGCACGUAUGGUAGCAGCAGCCACCAGUAGCCUGUGUGAGGCAGCUAAUGCCUCAGUGCAGGGCCACGCCAGUGAGGAGAAGCUCAUCUCUUCAGCCAAACAGGUUGCGGCGUCCACGGCUCAACUGCUGGUAGCCUGCAAGGUGAAGGCUGACCAGGAUUCUGAAGCCAUGAGGAGACUCCAGGCUGCUGGAAAUGCAGUGAAGCGAGCUUCAGACAACCUGGUGAAGGCGGCUCAGAAAGCAGCAUUUGACAAGACUGAAGAUGACAGUGUUGUGGUAAAGACCAAAUUCGUUGGAGGCAUAGCUCAGAUCAUUGCGGCUCAGGAGGAGAUGCUGAGGAAGGAGCGAGAGCUGGAGGAAGCGCGGAAGAAGCUGGCUCAGAUCCGACAGCAGCAGUACAAGUUCCUGCCCAGUGAGCUGAGGGAGGACGAGGGCUGAUUG